This is a messenger RNA of Sitophilus oryzae (rice weevil), 2168 nucleotides long. RefSeq names its product polycomb protein eed-like. The record is from RefSeq and is a predicted model, not a curated record. Gene Ontology annotation, cellular component: ESC/E(Z) complex. Gene Ontology annotation, biological process: negative regulation of transcription by RNA polymerase II. Lineage: Eukaryota; Metazoa; Arthropoda; Insecta; Coleoptera; Curculionidae. The transcript is spliced from 10 exons. Gene Ontology annotation, molecular function: protein binding; nucleosome binding. Bases 300 to 1583 code for a protein of 427 amino acids.
AAGAUGCAUAUAUGAAAUGUCAACGUGAUAUCAAUCUUCCAUCUUGUUUUUGUUUAUUUUGUUAAAGUGUUUUCAGUAAAAUUUUGGAUAUUUUUCUAUCCCCAAUCAAGUGUGGCUUUUAGAUAAACUCUAAUAUAAUGAAAUUAUUACUUUAUACGGCUUAAAUUAAGAAAAAAAUCAAUUGAAUAUAUAAACUUUCGUUUUUCUGAAAACGGUGAGACCGCCAAAAAAAGUUCAGAUACGGUGCAUACACAUUUUUGUAAAAAUCGGACGAUUUCCAGUUUUUCUAAUAAUUACCAAUGAAGCAACAAGAGGUGAAAGUGAAGAGCAAAAAUGACCCUAAUAUGAUUGGGGAAUCUGGUGAUGAAGUGGACGAAACUUCAAGUAUAGGCAGUGCAUCUACUACAGAUAAUACUUCCAGAAGUGCAACACCAACCAAUAGAACAAGAAAAGGACGAGCUAAUAAAAAAAGAUUUAGUAACACGCCAAAGGUUUUGAAACCAAUUUAUAAAUAUGUAUGUAGCAUUAAAGAAGACCAUGGACAGCCUUUAUUUGGUGUCCAGUUUAAUCAUCAUUUAAAAGAAGAACAGCCGAUGAUAUUUGCUGCUGUUGGUAGUAAUAGAGUUACUAUUUAUGAAUGCCCAGAAGAUGGUGGGAUCAAAUUAUUACAGUGUUAUGCUGAUCCAGAUCUAGAUGAAAUUUUUUAUACAUGUGCUUGGUCAUAUGAAGAGGACUUAGGUAAACCACUGCUAGCUGUUGCUGGCUCAAGAGGUGUAAUACGGAUAUUAAAUCCAACAACAAUGAGCUCCCUAAAACAUUAUAUAGGACAUAGUCAUGCUGUAAACGAAUUAAAAUUUCAUCCAAAGGAUCCAAAUUUGCUACUGUCUGUAUCAAAGGAUCAUUCUUUACGAUUAUGGAAUACCAGAAGUGAUGUCUGUAUUGCAAUAUUUGGUGGUGUCGAAGGGCACAGAGACGAAGUUUUAAGUGCUGAUUUUGACUUAUUGGGCAGUAGAGUGAUGUCAUGUGGAAUGGAUCACUCUUUGAAGUUAUGGGAGUUGGACAAAGAUUAUAUGAAACAAGCCAUAAGGCAGUCUUAUAACUGGAACUCCAAUCGAAGUUCAAGACCGUUUGAUACCCUUAAAGAACACUUUCCAUAUUUUUCUACAAGAGAUAUUCAUAGAAAUUAUGUUGACUGUGUAAAAUGGUUUGGCAAUUUCUUAUUGAGUAAAUCUUGUGAAAAUUUUAUAAUUUGCUGGAAACCUGGUAGAUUAGAAGAUGAACAUCUAAGACAGGGCGAUACUACAUCAACAAUUAUACACAAAUUUGAGUAUAAAGAAUGCGAAAUUUGGUUCGUAAGAUUUGCCAUGGAUUUUUGGCAAAAGAUUUUAGCUCUGGGUAACCAAAAUGGUAAAGUCUUUGUAUGGGAUCUGGAUGUAUCGGAUCCAGCUGAAGCUAAAUGUUAUACAUUACAGCAUCCACGAUGUACUACUGCCAUUAGACAAACAACACUAAGCCGAAAUGCAAAUAUACUAUUGUAUGUUUGCGAUGAUGGUACUGUAUGGAGAUGGGAUAAAAUAGUCUAAAUUAUAAGUGUUCAUUAAGGGUAUCAAACCCUUAAAAAAACACCUUAUUAAGGGCAUCAAACCCUUAAGGAACAUUUUCUUCAAGAGAUAUUCAUAUAUUCAUAGAAAUUGCAAUAAUUAUGUUACAGUUUUUUCCUAUCAUAUUGUCAUUUAAUGAAAUUGUUUGAUUGUGUUAAAUGGUUUGGCGAUUUCUUAUUGAGUAAAUCUUGUAAAAAUUGUAUUAUUUGCUGGAAACUUCGUAAAUUAGAAGAUGAUCAUCUAAAAAAAGGGUGAAACUACAUCAAUGACUAUACAGAAAUUUGCGUAUAAGGAAUGUGAAAUUUACCUCGGAUUAAUGGCAAAAGAUUUUAGAUUUGAAUAAACAAACUGGUAUUUUUUGUAUGGGAUCUGGAUGUCUUAGAUUUGGUUAUACAUUACAGCUGCUACAGUUUGUGUUAUUGCCACAAGCCUAACAUGUGAAUGUACUAUUGUAUGGUGGUACUGUAUACAUAUAGAUAGGAUAAAGUAGUCUGAAUAAUAUUAUUUUGCGUACUAUGUAUGCUUUUUCUAUUUAAGAAUAAAACCAACAAUUAUUUGUUAUAUUUA